Raphanus sativus (radish) is the source of this 1184-nucleotide messenger RNA. Its product is annotated as sphinganine C4-monooxygenase 1. Gene Ontology annotation, molecular function: iron ion binding; oxidoreductase activity. NCBI's taxonomy places the organism in Eukaryota, Viridiplantae, Streptophyta, Magnoliopsida, Brassicales, Brassicaceae. Gene Ontology annotation, biological process: lipid biosynthetic process. The record is from RefSeq and is a predicted model, not a curated record. The transcript is spliced from 2 exons. Bases 207 to 986 code for a protein of 259 amino acids.
ACGAGUGUUGUUGUUAUUUCUGUUCUCUCCGUUGUUGAUUCGUUAAACUCAAAACACACAAACCCUAAAACGAUCCCCAAUCAUCGAUUAGAAAAAAAAAUCAAACCCUUUGCGGAUCUUUCCCCUCCUUUCUCAGAAAAAAUCCAUUCGGUUGAUGAAACAUCAUCUGAAGCCCCGCGAGAGAUAAAAAAAAACGCGAUUUUGGGAUGAUGGGUUUCUCUGUUUCCGACGAAUUGCUUGGCACCGUUGCUCCGAUCGUUGUGUACUGGCUCUACUCUGGGAUCUACGUGGCGCUGUCGUCUCUCGAGAGAUACAGAUUGCAUUCAAAGGCGGAGGAGGACGAGAAGAAUCUCGUCUCCAAAUCAGCCGUCGUCAAAGGGGUCCUUCUUCAGCAGGUCGUCCAAGCUGCUGUCGCUAUCCUCUUAUUCACGGUCACAGGAAGUGAUGCGGAAGCAGACAAAGCGCAACAGUUCUCUCUUCUAGUCGUAUCCAGACAGUUCGUGAUCGCCAUGAUAGUCCUCGACACAUGGCAAUACUUCAUGCACCGAUACAUGCACCACAACAAGUUCUUAUACAAACACAUCCACUCUCAGCACCACCGUCUCAUCGUCCCUUACGCAUACGGAGCCUUAUACAACCAUCCAGUGGAAGGCCUUCUACUGGACACAGUAGGAGGUGCCUUGUCUUUCCUGAUCUCCGGCAUGUCACCGAGGACUUCCAUCUUCUUUUUCUCCUUCGCCACGAUCAAGACCGUGGAUGACCACUGCGGUCUCUGCCUUCCUGGGAACCUGUUCCAUAUGGUGUUCAAGAACAACUCGGCUUACCAUGAUGUGCAUCACCAGCUCUAUGGGACCAAGUAUAAUUUCUCUCAGCCUUUCUUCUCCGUGUGGGAUCGGGUGCUUGGGACUUACAUGCCUUACUCGCUUGAGAAGAGAGAAGCUGGUGGGUUUGAAGCACGCCCCACUAAAGAAUUCAAAGAUGACUGAUUGAGUUUCUUUGGGGGGUUUUUGAGUAAUGUUGUGUGUCUUUGGGUUUAUUGGAUGGAUACUUUUGUGUUGUGGAGAUGUAGUUUUAUCAUCAGAAACAGAACUGAGUUACCAUUUUGUCUUAUUUUGUCACGGACGGAACUAGCUGUUGGAUGGAGCUUGAGAUUUGUAUAUAUACGUUAUUGAGUUGUUGUUCUA